AUGGUUUGGACUCAAGACGACGCUGAUGUCGAGUACACUCGGGAGGUAGAAGUGGAAGAUGGAAAAGAAGAACAAAAUCAAAGUGAAGAAGAUAACAAGAUUAACAUUAAGGUGCAAGAUCUUAAUGUCGAGACUAAAAGGCAGCAAGAAUAUAACGAAAAUGAUCAAGAACGAGAGCAUAAAACUGAAGAGAGUGAGGAUGAAGUGCAGUUUAUGGGCAGUACGGACGUUGCCAAGACUUCCAAUGGACGAGAAGGAAACGAAGAGAAGCAGGAGGAAGAUGUGGUGACUCUACCAAGCUGCAAGUUCUCGAAGGAUCAAUCUAUAACGUACGAUCAAUCGAGAGCUAAGACUAAUGUGACGCCAGCGACACUUGAGGCAGAGCUUCAAUGCAUUAUAUGCCAUUGUACCAUGUUUAAGCCAGUGUCGGCAAUCUGUGGCCACUCAUUUUGUCGUGUAUGUCUUUUAGAUUCGCUUUUGACGCGAUCAAUGGAAGAAACGUCGUGUCCGAUCUGCCGGACUGACAUCAUGCAGUUUUAUUCUGUAAAAGUAUCUUUGGUGUCGGUAUUUUCAGUAAAUGUCACGCUUUGGAGUGUUAUACAAUUGUUGAUUCCAUCCAUUGCUACACGAAUUUCUUCGUACCAAAUAAAGGAAGAACAAGAGUUUAAGCGUAAACUUGACCAGUUAAGUAUAAUGUGGAAUGUAUCUCAUCUUAAGGAGCAUGCAGCGAUAUAUCAUGAGGAUAAUGAAGAAAGAGAGACGGGAUUGUCAACACGACGGGAUGAAGAACAUAGAAGACAUGACGAAUACCCAGUUUUAAGAGUUGAAGAUACUCGUGAUGGAAAUUUACAAAUUUCUCGAAAUAUUGUGCUCGACACCCACGAUGCAAAUGAAGAUGGAUACAUGAAUAUGCGUGUUGGGAUGGCACUUGUUGACUUUCCGAGUGUUUUUGAAUUAUAUAAUGAACAUCAAGAAUGUUCUGUGAAUGUAAUUAAAAUGGAAGAAGACGAAGAAGUGACAGAUGGAAUGCCAUUUUUUAUGAACGAAGAUGGAGAUGACGAUGCAUUGGUGUGUAGUUCGUAUUAUAACGAAAUUUGUCUUCGUGUGUGUGAUGACGCGGGCAUUUGCUUAAUGGAGCGAACUCGUGGCGCACACGGUGGUGUUGUGGUGUUUCCAGGCUUACGUCUUGAUGUACCUGGUGGCUUAUACACGUUUCGCUUUACAGACGAUCUGUAUGGUCUUCAACUUAGUGUUACGACGCAAUUACGUAUGCCCGAUGAGAUUUCAGAUACACCCGUUGCUGAUUUCAUUAGCCUUAUCAAUAAUGAAGCAAGAGAUGGCAGUCGUCGUCAACGAAGGCAAAAUGACGAUAGUGAUAGUGAAGAUGGAUAUGACCAAUAUGAAAACGAGUCAGAUGAUUCAUUUAUCGUUAACGACGAUGUACACAACAAAGAGUUAGAUGCUUCCUUUUCUGAUGACGACGAGGAGAAGGAUGUUAUUGAUGAUCGAAAGUGUCGACGAUCACGUCGAAAGAUUCAAACUAUUGAGGAACAUGCUGACGAAAUGUCAAGUGAGGACGAUGAAUACACAUAUCAUAAUGUAAAAGACGCAGUGAAAUGUCAGGAGAGCGAUAACGAAUCUGACGUGAGAUCAAGUCGUCGUAAUAAUCGAGUAGUGGACGACGUGGUGUUUUCUUCAGAUAGUGAAGCAGCGUGUCGCAAUGUUCUUUUGAUUGGAAACGAUGAAAAAGAUCACGAAGAGCAUGAAAAUAUUGAUAUAGCUCGACCUCGUCACCGAAAUGCGAAUCAGAUUCUUGAUAGUGAAGACGAAGAUGAAUGUGGACAUGUUAAGAAUGAGAAAAGCUUUUUUAACAAGAAGAGACUUGAUCAACGAAAGCGAAGUGAUAGUGAUGUCGAAGAAACAAACCGCAUCUUGGAACGGGAGGAUUGGUCUAAGUCGGAAGUAACGAGCUCUUAUAGUCCACGUGAGUCGUUUAAAGAAGACGAAGAAAGAUCAAGAAAACGAGCUCGGAUUAUCACUGAAAUUGAAAGUGAGGAAGAGAAAGACGAGAUUGAACGUUCAAUUGUAGCAGCGUGUUCAGAUCAUGCACACAACGAUGUUGAAUACGAAGAUGAUGAUGUGAAUAAUUCACACAUUCAAAGAAUAAAUCAGUAUGACGACGAUGAAUAUGAACAUGAUGAGGACAAUGAGGCUAUUGAAGAUCUCGACAAUGAGUGCGAUUACCCGCUUGAAAAUGAUGUUGACAUGUAA
Molecule: messenger RNA, 2271 nt
Organism: Plasmopara halstedii
Lineage: Eukaryota; Oomycota; Peronosporomycetes; Peronosporales; Peronosporaceae
Product: Predicted E3 ubiquitin ligase
Exons: 6
Coding region: 1-2271 (756 amino acids)
Biological process (GO): double-strand break repair
Cellular component (GO): nucleus; site of double-strand break
Molecular function (GO): nucleosome binding; ubiquitin-protein transferase activity
Source: RefSeq, a predicted model, not a curated record